Linum tenue is the source of this 2071-nucleotide messenger RNA. The record is from the annotation of a GenBank genome assembly. Lineage: Eukaryota; Viridiplantae; Streptophyta; Magnoliopsida; Malpighiales; Linaceae.
AUUUCCUGGAAAAUUGAGCAUUCGUCGGCCUAGAAACGGUGCGCCGGCAGUCGCAGUUUCAGAUUCCUUUCCUUGGUUCCCCACACCUGAAAGAAGAUCCGGUUGCUGACUUUCCUAAGCCCGACGCCGACGCCUUCUUCCGGAGCUCCUCGCCUUCUCGGGGCAUCAAUGUGCUGAAAAUCCACAACGUUACGCUACCCAGAAGGACGGGCACUAUGGGAAUACGCAUCGAUUCCUUGAGAUGUUCGCUAAUCGCAAUUCCUCUGCUCAUUCUCGCGUCGUCAUUCCACUCCGCCUCGGCCGGUCCCUGCGAAGUCAGUUAUUUCAACGGCCGCCAGAUUUUCAACUUCAGCUUGACUGCUCCUAUCGCAGGAUUUCCCCACGGCGUCCUCAGCGAAGAUGGGUACUAUAAGGUUGCGGAGAAUGAGAGUGUGCUCUGGUUUCAGCUCUGUGAUGGAAUGAUAUUUAAUCACAACCCACCUAGAUGUGUUGGCUGUCAGGACUGUGGUGGGCCAUCUCACUGUGGCAGUGGAUGUAGUGCACUUGUUGCCAAUAAUAUCGGUGGCUAUGAUGUGUGCAGCACUAUUGGCGGUGUUUCUAGCACUUCUGCUGACAUCAUGGAUGAACAAAAUCCCCAGAAGGGUGUCAUAGUUAAGAUCUCAAGUCUUGAUACUAAGGAAAACUGUUCACUCUCUGUCUCUGUCAUCUGUAAUUCAUCUGGACUCACAGGGCCCCUUGGACUGCAGAAGUCAGGGACCUGUGACUAUGCUGCAGUAUUACAGCAUCCAUCGGGGUGUGCUACAGUUGUAUCUGUUCAUGGCAAAGGAUUGGGCUGGUUUGCUACCUUGAUAAUAAUUGUCUUGUGUGUUUUUGGAGCUUAUAUGUUAGCUGGUGCAGUUUAUCGGCAUUUCUUCCUCGGGAUACAUGGAUUUGAUGUGAUGCCGAACUUGGAUUUUUGGAUCACAUUACCUCAGAGGACACAGGGCUUCUUCGCCUCUUUGGUUCGAAGAUUCAGAGGACCCACGGAGAGCUAUCGUGAUUCCUAUUCUCCUGUCAACUUUUAGCAACAUCUGGGAUUCAGCUUUAACCGGCGCUUUUUCAAGUAUGUCCACGCAAUCUCAAUCUUAGGUAGUUUACUUUGACUAGAGGAUAGCAAGCAGCUGGUAGGGUGUAGAUAGAUGGUUUCCUUGAAGAAGUAAGACUAUGGAAUUGGAAACCCUCUACUUUUUCGACUUCUAAUUCAUACCAUGUACCGUACGUACAGCAGGAUAUCCAUGUCUUUUUGCUCAUUGCUCAUUCCCAACACGGCUAUCCUGCUUACAAGACUGGGUGUAUACUCUUGCUUGCACUGUCCGAUCGCCCGGCCACCCGCGUGUUUGAAGCUGUUAGAUCAACCCGUAGGCAGGUUAUAUACAGAAACGUCACUACGUUAUCCAACAGCAGAAAGCACAUGGAUGAGUGAUCAGAUGGUGUAAGCAAGAGGAUACACACACCGGUCAUAAGCAUUCAAUCCGAAUUCACUUGCUUCUGCUAUCCUCCUUCCCAUCAUAUCAAGGUGGUGUAAUUUGUGUAGACAGACCUUGUAGAAUUGAAGUCUUAGUCUCUUCUUUCACUUGCCGCUGUUUUAUAUGUUACUUGGAUGUUAAGAUUCAUGAACUGAUGCCAUAGCUGCAGAAAACUCCUUUUGAUGCUUCAUUUCUCACACUUCCAAUUCCAACACAGAUUCUCUUGACCCAACAUUGAUACCGUCUGACCAACCCUUGAUACUAGUAGCUCGAUCUUAUGGCGAGGAGCAUCCGAAUGACCGUUUUAUCCUGAUCACCAGACUUGCAAGAACCCAUUUUCCUUGUGUCAUGUGGUAAAUUUCUCCAAUAUUCAUGGAAGAUCUGGAGUCGCACAAAUCCAAUCUCUUAAUUUGUCAACCAACAGAGAAGUUUGUUUCCAGAUGAAUGAGAGAGCUUUCCUUAGAAACAAAGAAUUGCAGAGUUGCAGUUAAUCAACAGCCAUGGGGUAGCCUUAUCAGUAUUAAGGAAUCAAUAAUUAUAUUCACACAAGGUGCUCGAUUGGUAGG